GGUCGCAGAUGCCAAUCCGUUAUCAGUAUCGCAAAGUCAAUUAUUAUUUUCUGCCACCGCCUAGAUGCCACCACACCGUAUUUAGCGUCAAAGCUGGCUAUUCUGCCACCGCCCUCACCUCCACACAUGUACCCCGGCGGAGUAGGUCUGAUAAUAAACGGUGAUGUUUACGCUCUACGGUAUUGCGCAAUUACAAUGGCGGCAGAAUCAACUUCUUUGGAGGCUGCGAUCCAAGAUAUUUCUUUGGAUGGAAUUCAAGAAACAUCUUUCCCAACACAUUCAAAGACUGCUGCGGGGCUGGUUGGCGGGGCCGAGACGGACAUCUCAAGCCUCGCUUUCUCUGACAAGAUCUUGAUUACAAUAUCCCAAGGAGGGCGAUUAUCACAAUGGAUCCAAGUCCCUCUCUCGACCGCUUCGCCUACAGCGUUCGACACAGCACUACCUGCCGGGGGCGACGAUUCGCUUCCUGCGCCUCACAUAAACCCGAAAAUCCUUCUCGGUGCGGGCGGUGAAGCAAGAGAAACUUUAGGGCACUUGAUAGCGUCGCAGAUUGCCAGUUUGGUGUUGAAGCGUGAGCCAGAGGAAGCUCGGACGAUUCUCGUGGGAGUUGGGUUACUCAAGGUGGAUUUAGACAGGUCGGCUUGGUUCGAUCUUCUUGAGCUGCUCGCAAAGGUUGUUUGAGCUAUGUCCGAGACAAGCAUGCCUUAUUUGAAAGAACUGGGGAGCUUCAUCUGAGCACCCUAAAGGCUGCCUGUUCAGGCGAUAAUAGGCCACAAAUGAAGGCAACGUCGAGAGUAGGAGUCAUUAAUUCUGGCAAUGACGAUCUCAAGAACGAUGGCCACCGCCAAAAAUGUCCCUGGAGCGAGCUACUUAUUACGGGAGAUAGUGGGCGAACCAACCCCAUUUCAAAUACCCAUCUUCGGAGUAGCCGAGUUAAAAGCCGCGAAGUUGAGCGGUCGUAUCAAAUAUCAAACUGUGAGC
This is a messenger RNA of Pseudogymnoascus destructans, 981 nucleotides long. RefSeq lists its product as uncharacterized. Gene Ontology annotation, biological process: proteasome assembly. The transcript has 2 exons. The coding region runs from base 127 to 681 and encodes 184 amino acids. The record is from RefSeq and is a predicted model, not a curated record. Lineage: Eukaryota; Fungi; Ascomycota; Leotiomycetes; Thelebolales; Thelebolaceae.